Messenger RNA from Xiphias gladius (swordfish), 1590 nucleotides. It is a transcript of the gene pnp5a, whose product is annotated as purine nucleoside phosphorylase 5a. Lineage: Eukaryota; Metazoa; Chordata; Actinopteri; Istiophoriformes; Xiphiidae. The coding region runs from base 192 to 1073 and encodes 293 amino acids. The record is from RefSeq and is a predicted model, not a curated record. Gene Ontology annotation, cellular component: cytoplasm. The transcript is spliced from 6 exons. Gene Ontology annotation, molecular function: purine-nucleoside phosphorylase activity. Gene Ontology annotation, biological process: nucleoside metabolic process.
AGAAGCGCAGAAGACGAAAUCAAAACCAGAAGAAAUAUAUAUUUUUUAAACUUUAUCUUGUAACUGCUGGGAUUUGACUCCACGUUUUGCUGCUUUGGAAAUUGAUUUUGUUUUUUUUGGUUUUUUUUGUUGUUGUUUUUUGCGUGCGUUUAAAAAGUGUACCUCAUUAGACUCUAAUCUAAACCUACGCGAUGUUUCCAGAGGCAAACAAAGGGUUCAGCUACGAGGACUGCAAGGCCACUGCCGAUUGGCUGCUGUCCCAGACAGACGUCCGACCCACCGUGGGCAUCGUAUGCGGCUCAGGGCUCGGAGGGCUGGCUGAAAUGUUAAAGGACCAGGUAGCCUUCAACUACAAGGACAUCCCCAACUUUCCGCAGAGCACCGUGCACGGACAUGCGGGGCUGCUGGUGUUCGGCACUUUGAAGGGGAGGCCAUGUGUUUGCAUGCAGGGGCGCUUCCACCUGUAUGAGGGCUACCCAAUCCAGAAGAUUACACUGCCCAUGCGAAUCUUCAAGCUGCUCGGUGUGGAGACAGUGAUGCUGACCAACGCAGCCGGAGGCCUCAAUCAGGACUUUAAAGUGGGAGACAUCAUGAUCAUCAAAGACCACCUCAACCUGCCCGGCUUCGCUGGCAACAAUCCUCUGGCGGGACACAACGAUGAAAGGUUCGGCGUGCGUUUCCCCUGCAUGUCCGACGCAUACGACAGAGAGCUGCAGCAGCUGGCCAUGGAUGUGGGACAGGAGCUCGGCUAUGGAGACUUCCUGAGGGAGGGCGUCUACUGCGUGCUGGGCGGACCCUCGUUCGAGACCAUUGCUGAGUGCCGUAUGCUGCACAAACUGGGCGCCGAUGCUGUUGGCAUGAGCACGGCCCACGAGGUGAUUGUUGCGCGUCACUGCGGCAUGCGUGUCUUCGCCCUCUCGUUGAUCACCAACCAGGCGGUGAUGGACUACGACAGCGCGGAGAAGGCCAAUCACGAGGAGGUCCUCCAGACAGGGAAGCAGCGGGCGGAGCAGCUGGAGCGGCUGGUUUACACCAUGGUGACCAGGAUCGAGCACAACAACAACUACGCCUAAGAGACGCCAUGCUGCAUUAGGGGCACUCAUGCUAGUCAGAUGCUAAAGUUUAGCCCUGUAGUGUCACUAAAGGAGACUUAAAGUGGUUAUGGUUCAGAUUUAAUGCUAUUGUGCAUAAGAAAAUCCCACUUAGUUUAUUAUUUAGGUGAGGAGUUGGGCUACUUUUAGUCUUAGGUCAAAAGGUGAUAGCAUCGUACUCCUCUGAAGAAUCUCACUUAUAUAAAAAUAUGCAGAACGCACACAUCGUUUGCUUUCAUGUCACUGUGCCUUAUCUGACACUUACAUUCCUCUCUCCGGCGGCUCCAGAUGAAAAAGCCAAUUUUCAGUUUUUUUGUAUCAUUUUAAAAUAGGCAUAUUUGUUCUAACUUAAUAUAUGAUCAGCUUGUAUAAAUGUCUGCAAUUUAACUUAUCAAUGACCCAAAAUCUGCUGUAAAGAUCUUAAUUUUAUGUUGUUGAAAUGUUUACAUUAGUGGACUAAAGGUAUUUUACUGUGAUGUUUUGUUUUUUUUUUAAUAUG